AUGGAGUUUCUUGGUGCAAAUAUUUCGUCAGGGGAAGGUCAAAAUAAUUUCUGGAAUAAAAAAUUGGAAAAUUUCAAAUUUAUUAUGCAGCGCUUGAGUAUUAUUUCUAAGCACGAUGCUAUGAUACUUAUUCUGCACGCAGCUUACUUGCCCCGCCUUACGUUUUUCCCAAGAACGUCACCUAACCCUGAUGAAUCAAUAUUAAAAUGUUUUGAUCAAUAUCUCCGUGACGGAUUCCAAACGGUAUUUAAUGUGUCAUUAAACCAAAAGGUGUGGCAGCAAGCCAUUUUACCAAUCAGUGUUGGUGACCUGGGUUUGGGCUCCGUGGCUGAGCCGGCACAUUCUGCCUUCUUGGCUUCUGCUGCUGCUACGGCGACCCUCCAGGAACUGUUAUUGUUUAGUGACAAGUCUUAUCCUGACAACAUCAGAACCCAGGUGUAUGAUAAGUGGCGCGCCGUUUAUGGAAAUGUUUUCGGUUAUGAAACUCAGUUUCAAAAAGUUUGGAAUGCAUCAGCAAUCAGCAAAUCAUAUGAAAAUUUGCUGAAAUUGAACUGCUCGGCUUAUGAUAAAGCUAGAAUGAUGGCUCUAAAAACUAGUAUUCCUGUGAUAAAGAAAUCAGUGGGUCUGGUAGAGGAAGGGAGUUUCAGACCUGAUGGAUACACGAUUUCACCAUGGGCUAUGGGACGUUCGCUGGUUUGGGAUGUUACUUUUCCCCACACUAUGGCUGAUAGCCACCACCACGUUAUCUUUACAAGAGUCGUUCUGCCAAAAAACGGAAUAUAUUUUGACAACUUAGGCACCCUGACCUACAACAGUUGGGUAGCAAUCUAUGUUGAUGUUCUUACCAUCCAUGCUAAGCUGCAAAAAAUUGGAACGUACUAG
Helobdella robusta is the source of this 882-nucleotide messenger RNA. RefSeq lists its product as hypothetical. NCBI's taxonomy places the organism in Eukaryota, Metazoa, Annelida, Clitellata, Rhynchobdellida, Glossiphoniidae. The transcript is spliced from 3 exons. The coding region runs from base 1 to 882 and encodes 293 amino acids. The record is from RefSeq and is a predicted model, not a curated record.